AUGAGAAUCAGUCUCAAGAUGGUAGAAGACGCUUCUCACCUGGAAAUCGAUGUUAAUGAGAGGAACUCGAAAAGCUUAGAGGAGUUGGUCACUCCGUGGGGUGUGCCAAAAGCAGAAAAGUACUGCUUCUAUAACACGAACGUCGUUGACGUGCUAAAAGGCUGCGUUGUGCCGAGUGCAAGCGUCUAUACGGAAGGCGGAACAAUCUGCAAGAUUACAUGCUCUGCUGAUGAAAACAAGCCGGCCGAUGGGUACAAGGUAAUUGACGGCAGCGGUAAAUAUUUGAUGCCGGGGCUCUUUGACAACCAUGUUCAUGUAACCUCGGUUCCCGGGGAGAAAGACCUAGCAAGCACUCUUGACACUGCAAAAACCACGGCCCUGGUGAGGGUCCGGUACAAUUUGGAAGGUUCUCUGAAACGAGGAUUCACCACCCUCAGAGACUGUGGUGGUGCGGAAAGUUACAUAAAGAGGGCCAUCGAAGAAGGAAGUAUCAAGGGACCACGGCUUAUCACCUGUGGGCAUGCGAUUUCGCAAACCGGCGGCCACGGUGACAUGCGCAGAAAUGACAUACCGGGCGAUGCUCUCAACGACUGUGCGUGUCAUAUUAACAACUUGGGCGUCGUUGCCGAUGGUGUUCCAGAAUGCUACAAAGCCGCUCGCGAAGAGUUUAGACGAGGUGGGGAUUUCAUCAAGAUUAUGGCAGGCGGAGGCGUGGCGUCUCCCACGGACAAGAUCUCCAACGUGCAGUUCUGCAAGGAUGAGAUAAAAGCCAUCGUCAACGUUGCCGACACGUACCACAGCUAUGUCACUGCCCAUGCGUACACCCCGGAGGCGAUCAAAAACUGCAUUACUUUGGGGGUGAGGGGGAUCGAACAUGGGAAUCUUAUAGACGAUGAGACUGCCGCGCUCAUGGCAGAAAAAGGCUGCUACUUGACGCCUACGCUGGUCACCUAUAAAAUCCUCGCGUCAGAACAGUUCCGGACUUUCCUAAAGGAGGAGAACGCCCACAAGAACCUGAGUGUGCUGAGAAGCGGGCUACGCGCGCUCCAGAUCGCCAAGAGGCACGGCGUGAAAAUCUGCUACGGCUCAGACCUGCUGGGGUCUCUGAACGGAUACCAAACACAAGAGUUUUUCAUCAGAAACAAAGUGUUGUCGGCACACGAGAUCAUCCUAUCUGCCACUGUGACGCCCGCGGAGCUGAACGGGCUGGGCGACACACUGGGCCAGGUGAAGGUCGGAUACACAGCGGACCUGCUUCUGAUGAACGGCAACCCGCUGGAGGACAUCUACGUCCUCGAUGAGCCCGAGACCAACCUGGUGUCGGUGAUGAAGGACGGGUGUGUGUGCGUGGCACGUGACUGUGGUGGUAUCUGCACGUGA
Molecule: messenger RNA, 1380 nt
Organism: Lachancea dasiensis
Lineage: Eukaryota; Fungi; Ascomycota; Saccharomycetes; Saccharomycetales; Saccharomycetaceae
Source: the annotation of a GenBank genome assembly